This is a messenger RNA of Vicia villosa (hairy vetch), 1555 nucleotides long. RefSeq lists its product as uncharacterized. Bases 141 to 1544 code for a protein of 467 amino acids. Lineage: Eukaryota; Viridiplantae; Streptophyta; Magnoliopsida; Fabales; Fabaceae. The record is from RefSeq and is a predicted model, not a curated record. The transcript is spliced from 13 exons.
UAUCAAUCAAGCAUGUUCUUUUGGAGAGCCAAAAGAACAUGUGUGUCUAAUAUUAAUAUCUCACUUGCUUGCUUGAAGUAACAGUGUGUUCAUGUUCAAUCUUAGCAACUUCUGAGUAAAAAAAGAGUAAAUAAAAGAGUAUGGCUGAAAUCAAUGACGAGCACAGUGUCCAUGUUGUUUCAGAAGCAGAGCCAGUUUCAGCAAAAGCACUUCCAAAAAAGCCAAAGCGAGUUGCUUCGCUUGACAUCUUCCGGGGCCUCACUGUUGCGCUUAUGAUCUUGGUUGAUGAUGCUGGAGAUCAAUGGCCAGUGAUUGGUCAUGCACCGUGGAAUGGCUGCCAUCUUGCUGAUUUUGUUAUGCCUUUCUUUUUGUUCAUUGUAGGAAUGGCCAUUCCACUUUCUCUCAAGAAAAUACCACAUAAACUUAUAGCUGUUAAAAAGGUGAUAGUAAGAACACUGAAACUCCUCUUCUGGGGUCUGCUCUUACAAGGUGGUUUCUCACAUGCUCCUGACCAUCUAUCAUAUGGAGUUGACAUAAAACACAUAAGAUGGUGUGGUAUUCUUCAGAGAAUUGCUCUAGCAUAUUUGGUCGUGGCGCUCGUGGAGAUAGUUUCAAGAAGUAGGCAAGCCAGAGAUGAUCCGGAAUGCACAAACCUCUCAAUAUUUAAGCUGUACUAUUGGCAUUGGCUAGUAGCGGCGUGUAUACUUAUAGUUUACAUGGCUUUACUUUAUGGAAUACAUGUUCCAGACUGGCAAUUCACUGUCCAUAACCCAGACAGCAUAUAUAACGGCACAACUUUCACCGUGUCCUGUGACGUCCGAGGGAAACUUGACCCUCCUUGUAAUGCUGUGGGAUAUAUUGACAGAGUGAUGCUCGGAAUUAACCAUGUGUAUAAGAAGCCAGCUUGGAGGAGAUCAGAAGCUUGUACCGUGAAACCUCCGUAUGAAGGGCCUUUUAAAAAAACUGCUCCUGCAUGGUGUUAUGCUCCUUUUGAACCAGAAGGAAUUUUAAGCUCAAUAUCGGCCAUUCUAUCCACGAUCAUCGGAUUGCAUUUCGGACACGUACUCAUACACCUGCAGGAUCAUCUUUCUAGAUUGAAGCAAUGGAUUCUCAUCGGCUUAUCUCUCCUUACUUUAGGAUUUGUUCUUCAUUUCACCCACGCCAUUCCUUUGAAUAAACAGUUGUACUCACUGAGCUAUGUUUGCGUAACAUCUGGUGCAGCGGCAUUAGUUUUUUCAGCCUUCUAUGUGAUGGUUGAUAUUUUUGGAUUAAAACUAUUGUUCGUCCCUCUCAAAUGGAUCGGGAUGAAUGCCAUGUUUGUCUUUGUCAUGGCAGCUGAGGGAAUCUUUGCAGGAUUCAUCAAUGGGUGGUAUUAUGACAACCCUCAAAAUACACUGGUCUAUUGGAUCCAAGAGCAUGUCUUCAUUAGAGUUUGGCAUUCAACGAAACUAGGUAUCUUACUGUACGUGAUCUUCGCCGAGAUCCUAUUCUGGGCUGUCAUAGCAGGCAUUUUGCACCAAUUGGGCAUAUAUUGGAAGCUUUGAACUUUCAAAAU